AUGUCAUCUAAACCGCUGCCCACAGACCUGCCCAUUUACACCUUUCCCUCCGCACAGGAUUUUGAGGCUUUCCUCGACCGUGAGCACAGAACCGCCCCCGGGUGCUAUGUUAAGCUCGCGAAGAAAGCGGCGGGUGUGCCUUCCAUCUCGUCUGCCGAGGCGGUCGAGGUCGCACUAUGUUUUGGAUGGAUCGACGGCCGAGCAAAUCGUUUCGAUGAGAACUGGUGGUUAGUCAGAUACACACCACGCCGGUCCAAAAGUAUAUGGUCCCGAAAGAAUGUGAAUGCGGUCGCGAGACUGGUCCACGAAGACAAAAUGCGCCCGGCAGGCAUUGCCGCGGUCGAUGCUGCCAAAGCGGAUGGCCGUUGGGCUCGUGCUUACGACGGCCCAGCGACUAUAGCUUUGUCGGACGAUCUCGCUGCUGCUCUUGCUGCCGUGCCUGUGGCGUCCUCGUUCUUCGAAGGUCUGAGCAAGUCAGAGCGAUAUGCGGUGCUCUGGCGCGUACAGACAGCUUCACCUUCAAAUCGGGUCAAGCGGAUCGAAGCAAUCGUCCAGAUGCUGGCGAGUGGGAAUGUGCCCGGUAGAACGGCAAAGCCCCAAACGCAGCCCAAGAACAAACAAUCCGUCAAGAAGACGGUCAAGAAGAAGUCCACGGCGAGGCAAAAAGUGGCCAUGGAAGAUCUACCAAUCGCGCAGUCUCUACCAACGACCAAGCCUAGACAGCCUCGACGUUCUGGGCUACGGCCACGAAGUUGA
This is a messenger RNA of Fonsecaea multimorphosa CBS 102226, 756 nucleotides long. RefSeq lists its product as uncharacterized. NCBI's taxonomy places the organism in Eukaryota, Fungi, Ascomycota, Eurotiomycetes, Chaetothyriales, Herpotrichiellaceae. The transcript has a single exon. The record is from RefSeq and is a predicted model, not a curated record. The coding region runs from base 1 to 756 and encodes 251 amino acids.